CUGGAGUGCCCUGGGAGUGCGAGUGGACUGGGCUGGGAGUGGACUCUAGGCUGCAGAACUGCUAAAAGCGGCCCUCGAAGGAGGAAGCCUUUGCCCCGCCGCCCGCGAGGCAGCAGGGUGGCCACCGCAGAGACACCGGUCCCCGGAGGCCCCGACGGCCACACGCUGAGAUGUGGAAUCCCCUGCGCGAAACCGACUCGACCUUUGUGGCCUGGCGCCGCCCGCGCUGGCUGUGCGCUGGGGCCCUGGUGCUGGCCGCCUGCCUCUUCGUCCUCGGCUUCCUCUUCGGAUGGUUUACAAAAUCCUCCAGUGAAGCUACUAACAUUCCACGGCAUAAUGUGAAGAAAGCAUUUUUGGAUGAAUUGAAAGCAGAGAACAUCAAGACGUUCUUGUACAAUUUUACACGGAUACCACAUUUAGCUGGAACAGAACAAAACUUUCAGCUUGCAAAGCAAAUUCAAUCUCAGUGGAAAGAAUUUGGCCUGGAUUCUGUUGAGUUAGCCCAUUAUGAUGUCCUGUUGUCCUAUCCAAAUAAGACUCAUCCCAACUACAUCUCAAUAAUUGAUGAAGAUGGAAAUGAGAUUUUCAACACAUCAUUAUUUGAACCACCUCCUCCAGGAUAUGAAAAUGUUUCAGAUGUUGUUCCACCUUUCAGUGCCUUUUCUCCACAAGGAAUGCCAGAGGGUGACCUAGUCUAUGUUAACUACGCACGAACUGAAGACUUCUUUAAACUAGAGCGGGACAUGAAAAUUAAUUGCUCUGGGAAGAUUCUGAUUGCCAGAUAUGGGAAAAUUUUCAGAGGAAAUAAGGUUAAAAAUGCCCAGCUGGCUGGGGCCAAAGGGAUCAUUUUGUACUCAGAUCCUGCUGAUUACUUUGCUCCCGGGGUGGAGUCCUAUCCAGGUGGUUGGAAUCUUCCUGGAGGUGGUGUUCAGCGUGGAAAUAUCUUAAAUCUUAAUGGUGCAGGGGACCCUCUCACACCUGGCUACCCAGCAAAUGAAUAUGCUUAUAGAUGUGAAAUCGCAGAGGCUGUUGGUCUUCCAAGUAUUCCUGUUCAUCCAAUUGGGUACUAUGAUGCACAGAAGCUCCUAGAAAAAAUGGGUGCAUCAGCACCACCAGAUCACAGCUGGAAAGGAAGCCUCCACGUGCCCUACAAUGUUGGACCUGGAUUUACUGGAAACUUCUCUACCAAAAAAGUCAAGAUGCACAUCCAUUCCAACAAUAAAGUGAAAAGAAUUUACAAUGUGAUUGGAACUCUCAGAGGGGCAGUGGAGCCAGACAGAUAUGUCAUUCUUGGAGGUCACCGUGACUCUUGGGUAUUUGGUGGCAUUGACCCUCAGAGUGGAGCAGCUGUUGUUCAGGAAAUUGUCAGGAGUUUUGGAAAGCUGAAAAAAGAAGGAUGGAGGCCUAGAAGAACAAUUUUGUUUGCAAGCUGGGAUGCAGAAGAAUUUGGUCUUCUUGGUUCCACUGAGUGGGCAGAGGAGAAUUCCAGACUUCUUCAAGUGCGUGGUGUGGCCUAUAUUAAUGCUGAUUCUUCUAUAGAAGGAAACUACACUCUGAGAGUUGAUUGUACCCCACUUAUGUACAGCUUGGUAUACAACCUAACAAAGGAGCUCCAAAGUCCUGAUGAAGGUUUUGAAGGCAAAUCCCUUUUUGACAGCUGGAAUGAAAAAAGCCCUUCACCCGAAUUCAGUGGCUUGCCCAGGAUUAGCAAAUUAGGAUCUGGUAAUGAUUUUGAAGUGUUCUUCCAAAGACUUGGAAUUGCUUCAGGCAGAGCACGGUACACUAAAGAUUGGGCAACAAACAAAUUCAGCAGCUAUCCACUGUAUCACAGUGUCUAUGAAACAUAUGAAUUAGUGGAAAAGUUUUAUGAUCCAGCUUUUAAGUAUCACCUUGCUGUGGCUCAGGUUCGAGGAGGAAUCGUCUUCGAACUAGCCAAUUCCAUAGUGCUCCCUUUUGACUGUCGAGAUUAUGCUGUCGUUUUAAGAAAGUAUGCUGAUAAAAUCUACAAUAUUUCAAUGAAACAUCCACAAGAAAUGAAAACAUACAAUGUGUCAUUUGAAUCACUAUUUUCUGCAGUGAAGAAUUUUACAGAAAUUGCUUCUAACUUCAGUGAGAGACUGCAAGACUUGGACAAAAACAACCCAAUAUUAUUAAGAAUUAUGAAUGAUCAACUGAUGUUUUUGGAACGAGCAUUUAUUGAUCCUUUAGGAUUACCAGACAGGCCUUUCUAUAGACAUGUCAUCUAUGCUCCAAGCAGCCACAACAAGUAUAUGGGGGAGUCAUUCCCAGGGAUCUUCGAUGCUCUGUUUGAUAUUGAAAGCAAGGUGGAUCCUUCCAAGGCCUGGGAAGAAGUGAAGAGACACAUUUCUAUUGCAGCCUUCACCGUGCAGGCUGCAGCAGGGACUCUGAGAGAAGUAGCCUAAGAAGUUUCUUUGGGGAACACGUUGAAUUAGUAUGAUGUAUCACUCAGAAAGAAUCAUGUUGGAUGUACUGAUAAACUGAAAAAUAAAGUUAUGUACAUAUAUAGAUACAGAUAGAUACAUAUAUCCACCUUGGCAUUCUUUUUUCUUCUCCAUAUAUAUCGAAUAAGGAAGAUGGAUGAUUUUUAUUCUGUAAUUAUAGAAAGUUAUUCUGAAGUUGGACUAAGUGUUGAAAUUAAGAACAGAGUAAAAUUUUAAUACACUUAUGUGGCAUUAUCAGAGAGUCAUGUCUAAUUCAGCACUUACAAAACUACUCCUGUCACUGCACGUGUAGAAAACAUCAGUCUGUUAUUUGUUGUGUAUUUUUAGAAUUUUUAUAAAUAAAAUUGUACCAUGUA
Globicephala melas (long-finned pilot whale) is the source of this 2818-nucleotide messenger RNA. It is a transcript of the gene FOLH1, whose product is annotated as folate hydrolase 1. The record is from RefSeq and is a predicted model, not a curated record. NCBI's taxonomy places the organism in Eukaryota, Metazoa, Chordata, Mammalia, Artiodactyla, Delphinidae. Gene Ontology annotation, cellular component: plasma membrane. Gene Ontology annotation, molecular function: carboxypeptidase activity.